Nicrophorus vespilloides is the source of this 3885-nucleotide messenger RNA. It is a transcript of the gene plx, whose product is annotated as TBC1 domain family member 1. Lineage: Eukaryota; Metazoa; Arthropoda; Insecta; Coleoptera; Silphidae. The transcript is spliced from 11 exons. The coding region runs from base 192 to 3596 and encodes 1134 amino acids. The record is from RefSeq and is a predicted model, not a curated record.
UUUUCACAAUCCGCACACGUUUCGGCACUUCGAAGCCAACAGUUUUUAUUUCGUCCCUCUUUCAUACUCGCAUCAUCGUAGCUGAAGACUGUCUUUUAAUUGACCGGUAUUCGUCGCUCGGAUGAUCUAGCCUAAUACCAGUUUACUUAUUUCCUUUUUUUAAUAUAUUGUUCGCUGUGCGUGGGUACGAGAUGAUUUCAGUGCCUAUGAACAAUCCCUAUGUAGGUAGUCACAGCGAUGCCUCAUACUUCAGAAGAAACUCUGUAUCGGAGCUGUACGAACGGAUGAAGGAGCACAGCUUACCGAGCGUAAGCAAUCACCAGAGAUCCAUCAGCAAUCAGAAUCUGACCUCGUUAUGCGUGGACAUCUCGCCCAGCUCCAGCAACUUCUUCGAGGUCCUCUACAUAGGAAAGAUCAAGGUGUGGCACAAGAAGGUGCCGGACACGUUCAUAGACGAUGCCCUGCAGAAGUUCAAGCAGCACGACCAGGAGAGGAGCAAGAGGAAACUGAAUCGGCUCAAGAGCGAGAUGGAUUUGAGACGGGGAUCCAUUGAAUCGACGGGAUCCACGAGUUCGACGGAUGGUUGUAGCAUUGGUAGCUCUCAGAUGCCCAAAUUGCAGAGAUCUCUAUCGCUUCUCUCUAAUUUAUCGAUAAAAUCACCAGACAUUGACCGCAAAGUGCCUGUAUGCAUCGAGAGAAUAACGGAGGGUUGCGAUGAUGGCGAAACCGAACCGCAAACUCCGAACGAGCCUACGCCAAAGAUAGACCUGAAGAGCGAUUACUUCGAUGACCACAACAGGACGAUGGUGCUGCAGGUUGACCGCACAGACCUAAGACUGAUCAGCCCUGAUCGCAAAGUGAUCCUCCUACAUAAGCAGCACAGAGAUGUGGCCACGUGCAUCCAGGGGAUCUCGAAUUCGGAGUACUUCGGUUUUAUCUGUCGCGAAGGAAACAGCAUCAACACGUACAUAGGCUUCGUCUUUAAAUGCGAAUCUUCGUCGGUAGCUUCGGAAGCCGUGGCUGCUAUAACUCAAGCGUUCAACAAUAACGUGGAAACCAAAUCACAAGUAAAACCGACGGUUACCUCCUGCGAUCACUGCCCUAUGGUCUGGUACCAUAAACUCUGCUGCGAUAUCGAGAAUCUAUCGGCGCGUAAAACUCAAGCAGCCAUCUUUCGCAAAAUUGAGCAGAUGGAUGAUGAAGAACAAAGUAUUAUAAUGACCAAAUACCAAGGAGCGGAGACCGAUUCGAUUCCGGAGCAAAACGAAUUCUUGAUGAUGCUGCUGAGGGCACACUGCGAGAUGAGGCAGGGCAGACAUGUUCAUGACACUGCCGAAAACAGGUCGGAAUUCCUGAAUCAAUAUCUGGGCGGAAGCACGAUAUUCAUGAAGGCUAAACGUUCGCUUUCCAACUCCUUCGACCACCUGAUGAAGCGGCGCGCCAGCAAAGACGACUUCUCUAUCCCGUCGUCGAAAGAGCUCUCUUUAAACGUAUGCCAUCCUCCGGCGAGCAGAGAAUGUUCCCCGAACGCGGACGCCUCGGAUUCCGAAGGUUUCAGGUCUCGUUCCAGCACCGUCUCCUCCAUGGAUCUGAAAGACCACUGCAUCAAGGAAUCCGCUUCCCCGGAAAGGGGGGCCGGUCUGAAAUCGCCGAUGAUGGACAUCUUUUACAAAGUCGGCAGUAGUCCAAAGUCUCCAGUCCUCGAGUCGUCGCCGCGCGUGGACGCCGGUUCUUGGCGGCAGGCUAUUUUUAAAAGGGUCAUAACGCCGAGCAAACCACGAGUGGACGGAAGGAAGCUAUCGCGUGAAGAGUUGCGUGACCUUUGGCGGAAAUCCAUCCAUCAGGCUAUUUUGCUGGUGAGAAUGGAAAAGGAGAACGCGAGUAUUCGCGCCAAGCAGGAGGAAUCGGCAGUGAAACGAAUCAAAUUGGAAUACGACGAGAUGAGGGAUAAUCCGAGUCAGUUUAUAGAGGUGUGGGAUUUGAUCACCAAAGACGCCAAAAUCGUCUGCGACAAUCAGAUUCUGCUGAACGCCAUCAAGCAGGGCGUUCCCAGAGGAAAACGCGGCGACGUCUGGCACGUAUUAGCGAUUCAGUAUUGCACCAAAGUACCUCCAAUCGACUUGAACAAGUAUCCAAACUACAAUGUACCAUACGAAACGUUGCUCAAACAAUUAACGUCGCAUCAGCACGCCAUCCUCAUUGAUUUGGGGCGCACGUUUCCCACUCACUCGUAUUACAGCAGUCCCCUAGGUCCCGGCCAAUUAGCUCUGUUUAAUCUCCUGAAAGCUUACUCCUUAUUGGAUCCGGAAGUCGGCUACUGUCAAGGGCUUAGCUUCGUUGCCGGCGUCCUGCUGCUGCACAUGGAGGAAUCGCACGCAUUCUUCCUGCUGCGCCACUUGAUGUACAGACGGGACUUACGCAAGCAAUAUCUUCCAGACAUGGUGGGAUUACAAGUCAAACUCUACCAAUUAUCCCGUCUCUUACACGAUCAGCUUCCGGAAAUAUACGCCCAUUUGGAUAUGCACGAGGUGGCGCCUACCCUUUACGCGGCGCCAUGGCUCUUGACCAUUUUCGCCUCACAAUUCCCAUUAGGUUUCGUUACACGUGUUUUCGAUUUGAUAUUCUUGGAAAACGCAGAUGUAAUCUUCCGCGUAAUCCUCGCACUGUUCCGUUUGCACAAAGAACAAAUUCUCGCCUGUGAUACUUUCGAAGAUAUUAUGAACUAUUUCAAGCUUAAGUUACCCGCGAUAGAUAAAUUGAUAUUAUGUAGAAUCAUGAAAGAGGUUUGCACGAGUGAUAUUAGCAAGCAGCUGAACGAGUAUUACGUAGAGUACUACGUUCUUCAAGAAGAGAUCCAAUCGGUGCAGCCUCAAGUCGAAGCUUUCAACAAGCUGGAGGCGCAAAAUAAACAUUUGGCCGAGCAGAACAAGAAUCUGAUGGGACAGUUGGAAUUGGCGAUGGCAAACGUGCAACGUUUGGAUAAGAACAGGGCGGUGCAGCAGAGCUGCAUGAGCAAACUGGAGAUGCAGACGAGGACGUUGGAAGUAACCGUCGCAACGUUGGGCAAUUUCAUCAACAACUUAAUAGAGGAUAAAGUUGAUAUCGAAAUUCCUAGCGACGUAGGAAGAAUAGUCUCACAGUUGACGUUCACUGAACGGAGGAAAAGCAACUCGAACAUAUUCAGCAUGUUCAAAAAGAACGACAACAACCCGAACAAAUUCAUGGUGAAAUCGCUGAGCACAGGCAAGAUCUCGCUGAAUAACAAUAACAACACCAACAAUAACAACAAAAAUAACUUCUUCUCGAAUUCGCACAAAGAUAUUUUGGAUCAGAAGAUGCACAGCAAAGUUGAAAUGAAAAUCAGCAACGAGGAGCUGCUGAACGCAUUGAAUCGGAACGGCGACCGGUCUCCAGAUAGCGGCGUCGCGACACCUCAGGCGCACUCACCGAGUAUCGACACAGCGAACAACAACAGCCAUCAAGACUCGCACCCUCUGAGUGCCGCCUGCGACAUAAACUUCACGUACAACAAAAGAGAGCUUCGAAAAGUGAAGAGCGUCAGAGAUAUGUCACGUAACUCUAGUCCGGUCAAAUGAUGGCCACUUGGCUUUGCACGGAAGAGGAAGGGUUUUCUGUAAAUAGAUUUCGGAGCGAGAUGAUGAUAUUUUGCACGCUGUUUUAUAGACGAUUACGAACUAAAAACCAACAACAACAACAACCUUGUAUUAUUUAUAUGUAUGAUUUAGUUUUUAAGAAGAAACAAUGUGGUGGUGUAUUGAUUAACACGCUCUAGGGUUCGAUUCUUAUUUUACGUGUUUCUUUUAGUUUGAAUCACUUCUGUUUAUAUCCUUUCCAUGUAUUUUUAUUAAAUGUUUACUUUGUUUA